Trichobilharzia szidati is the source of this 2445-nucleotide messenger RNA. NCBI's taxonomy places the organism in Eukaryota, Metazoa, Platyhelminthes, Trematoda, Strigeidida, Schistosomatidae. The record is from the annotation of a GenBank genome assembly.
CCCAGUACUUAGAAGUGAAUUGAAAAGAUUAAUACUAACCCGAAAACCUAUUGCUUUUAAACUGAAUAAUGUAUCAGUACUUGAAUUGGACACAUUGAGCAUAUAUUCAUCUUUAUGGACUUUUUUAAAAUUCAUACAAGUUUCUGUUUGUCAUGGUCCCAUGGCGUUUGUACUUCACGUACAUUUCAAUAACUAUAGGCAGCUCUUUCGUUUUCGGCUAUCAUACGGGAGUUAUUAAUGCUCCACUUUCGGUAAGUUUAUUAGAAAGAAUUUUCAUUCAAAAAGCUUAUACAAAACUUUACUCGUAAAGUAAUCGACGACAAAAAUUACGUAUGUGGUUCAUCAUGCGUGAGAACAAUCGUGUCAUUCUGCGUAACCGCUUUUGUCAUUGGUGGAUUAAUCGGUGGUCUUUCGGGUGGAAUUAUUGCGAACAAGCUUGGUCGAAAAAAAACUUUAUUGGUUCUCUCAAUUCCGACAAUUAUAGGAUCCGUACUUAUUAUGAUUUCACUGGCAGUAAAUUCCUUCGAAGUAAUCAUACUUGGCAGAUUCAUAGUUGGUGUUUCCGCAGGGGCUUAUACUGUUGUGGCUCCUAACUACCUGUCAGAAAUCGCCCCACUGUCGUCUCGAGGUGCAGCGGGCACACUGAAUCAAUUCGUUAUCGUGUUUGCCAUUCUGCUAUCUCAGAUCUUAGGUUUAUCUCAAGUCAUGGGAACAGAAACUUUAUGGCCGUAUUUAUUGGGUCUGUGUGCCCCUGUUUGUCUCUUGCAUGUCAUUUGUAUGUUGUUUUGCCCUGAAAGUCCGAGUUACUUAUAUUUGAUCAAAGGUGAUAAGGAAGCUGCAAAAGAUGCCCUCCUGAUUCUCAGAGGUAAAAACUAUGAUGUUCAAAUGGAACUAGACUCAAUUCAGCACGAUAUGGAGUACGCUGGAGACAAUCAAUUGUCAAUGAAAGACUUCUUCCAAAUACCGUAUUUACGAUGGGGAUUGUUUGUCGCACUUAUUCCACACUUCGGACAGCAAUUAUCUGGAAUUAACGGUAUUCUAUAUUAUUCUGUUCCACUGUUUGAAAGUAUUGGUCUUAGCAAUAAAGAUGCUACUUUAGUAAAUCUCGGAGUUGGAGCAACUAUUCUAUUAGGUACUAUUAUAUCAAUAUUUAUUAUUGACCGAGGAGGCAGACGUGUACUUCUGUUGAUUGGUUUUUCAAUAUGUCUGUUCAGUCUGAUUUCAUUUACGACAGUUCUUGCCGUCCAGAAGUUUACAGGAACACUUUGGCUUACAUAUAUCGCUAUUCUUAUAAUAUAUUUAUUCGUUUCGGGAUUCUCUAUUGGACCAGGUUCAAUCCCCUGGUUUAUUGUGGCAGAAUUGUUUACUCAGGAACACAGAGACACUGCAUCAAGUGUAGCUGUUGGCACAAAUUGGCUCUGUAAUAUUGUUGUUGGACUUGUUUUCCCACAAUUACUUGCAAUCAUGGAUAUUUAUGCAUUCAUACCGUUUAUAUGUAUACUGAUCACUGUGAUUGUUCUUAUCGCUUUAUAUCUACCAGAAACGAAAGGUUUUAGUCCAAUUUAUACUGAAUCAGUUUUCAAGGCCCAAUUUAGACAUUCAUCAGUGAUUCCGUACACAUGGGAGAUUGGGAGCCAGUUAAAAUUUGCUUUCAAUGAACAUUAAAGUAAAUUAUUAAAAUAUAGGUUUGUAAGUAUUUUCGUCAGCUAAAAAAAUGUGAUCAUGAUGCGAGAAUCACUAGUUGAAACAACAUUUGUAUAUGUUAUUCUUUCUUAUUUACCAUAUAAAAAAAAUAUCAAUGAUCAAUGACUUUUGGAUUAUAUAUACAUAUAUGCCUAUUUGGAUUUGGAUUUUCAAGCGUUGAACACUCACACAUUCUAAUUCACUACCACCUAUUUACUUCUACUAUUUUGUUAAUUCUUGCAUGUGUCUUGUCUUAUGAGAGAUAUCCUGUGAUUAACAUUUUUAUAUUUAGCCAAUAAUUAAAAGAUUCUUUUUUUUCCUUACUACUAUUAUCAUGUUCAUUCUAUGCACAAGACAAAUUCUACAGUUUUAGUGAUCACUGUUUGAUUUCUUUCUUUUUUUCUUAUUGCACUUUGCCUACCAUUAUUAUUAUCAUCAUUAUUACGCAUGUCAGUGACUUCACAGUUAUCAAUGACGUCAUUAAGAUUAUUAUAUAUGAUGAGUAAACUGAUCUACGAAUUAAUAUUUGAUUGUGUAAUUGAAAUCUCGUUUAUUGUUUUUUACCGCAGACGAAGGCAUAUAAAAAAGCCUUUGUUUUUGGUAAAUUUUCUGAGUUACUCUUUGAUUAAUAAAGAAAAUGAGUCAAAUGAAUUAACGUUUCAUAAAGUGCUUUUUAUAAACAGAAUUUUUUAUAUUAUUAAAUACGUAAGCACCAAACAAGUGUAAGAGACAUUUUAUUGAAAUAUAAACUUCUAAUCAUUG